Messenger RNA from Polyodon spathula (Mississippi paddlefish), 5571 nucleotides. Its product is annotated as microtubule-associated serine/threonine-protein kinase 1-like. Gene Ontology annotation, molecular function: protein binding; ATP binding; protein serine/threonine kinase activity. NCBI's taxonomy places the organism in Eukaryota, Metazoa, Chordata, Actinopteri, Acipenseriformes, Polyodontidae. The record is from RefSeq and is a predicted model, not a curated record. Gene Ontology annotation, biological process: intracellular signal transduction; peptidyl-serine phosphorylation.
GUUUUGGUGGUGUUUUUUUCUGGUUUUUAAAUCUUUUUGGGGGUUGGACUCGCUUGUACGUUUUGUUCCGUUUUUGUGCGUUUGCACGCCGGCUCCUUGGAGUUCUGCUUCCCUCGACACUCUACCGGGACCGGCCCAGACCUUUUGGCGCACGGGAUACAAGCGGGGCUGUAUGCAGCACAGGUAACGGGGUUACUUUCGGAUAGUUCAAGACUGGGCUUGGAGACAACCGACAGCGGACCAAGCGGCCCAGGGACCAUGGACGACUCCGGUAUCAUUCGUCGCAGGAGGCUUCAGAAGGACCUUCCCUUGCCAAGGAAAAGCAGUGGCUGUCGGACCAGCAAUCGUAAGAGCCUCAUUCUGACAAGCACCUCCCCCACGCUGCCCCGCCCACACUCCCCCCUGCCAGGACAUAUCGGGACCAGCCCGUUGGACAGCCCCCGAAACUUCUCUCCCAGCACCCCGGCUCACUUCUCCUUCGCCUCCUCGAGAAGGGCGGAUGGGCGACGCUGGUCUCUGGCUUCUUUGCCUUCAUCUGGUUAUGGAACCAACACCCCCAGCUCCACUGUAUCGUCCUCUUCCUCGUCCCAGGAGCGUCUCCACCAGCUUCCCUUCCAGCCCACGAUGGACGAGCUGCACUUCCUGUCAAAGCACUUCGGCAGCACGGAGAGUAUCACCGACGACGAUGGGGGGAGAAGGUCGCCGGCCAUGCGCCCCCGCUCUCGCAGCCUCAGCCCGGGGCGAUCUCCCUCCUGCUAUGACAAUGAGAUAGUGAUGAUGAACCAUGUUUACAAGGAGAGGUUCCCGAAGGCGACGGCUCAGAUGGAGGAGCGGCUUGCAGAGUUCAUCACGCUCUUUUCCCCGGAGAGCGUCCUCCCCCUGGCCGACGGGGUCCUCAGCUUCAUCCACCACCAGAUUGCAGAGCUGGCCAGGGAUUGCCUGGACAAAUCGCACGAGGGCCUCAUCACCACGGUCUACUUCCUCGAGCUGCAGGAGAACCUGGAGAAGAUGCUGCAGGAUGCCUAUGAGCGCUCGGAGAGCUCGGAGGUCACCUUUGUCACCCAGCUAGUUAAGAAGCUGUUCAUCAUCAUCUCCAGGCCAGCUCGUCUGCUCGAGUGUCUGGAGUUUAACCCAGAGGAGUUUUAUCACCUGUUGGAAGCAGCGGAGGACCAUGCCAAAGAGGGACACCUGAUGAAGACAGACAUCCCGCGGUACAUCAUCAGCCAGCUGGGACUGACCCGGGACCCCCUGGAGGAAAUGGUGAAUCUCCAGAGCUACGACAGUGAGGGUCCCAACACUCCCGAGACAGACGACACCGUCGAGGGGCAGGUGAAGAUGAUGAAGGCCCCGAGCGAAGGAGACUUUCAGACUGUCAAACUCAUCAGCAACGGAGCGUACGGCGCCGUGUACCUGGUCCGACACAGUGACACCCGGCAGCGCUUUGCCAUGAAGAAGAUCAACAAGCAGAAUCUGAUCCUGAGGAACCAGAUCCAGCAGGCCUUCGUGGAACGAGACAUCCUGACCUUCGCGGAGAACCCCUUCGUGGUCAGCAUGUUCUGCUCCUUCGAGACGCGCCGUCACCUGUGCAUGGUCAUGGAGUACGUGGAAGGAGGGGACUGUGCCACUCUGCUGAAGAGCAUCGGCGCCCUGCCGGUGGAAAUGUCCAGCCUCUACUUCGCCGAGACAGUGCUGGCGCUGGAGUACCUGCAUAAUUAUGGGAUUGUGCAUCGGGACCUCAAACCAGAUAAUCUUUUGAUCACGUCAAUGGGACACAUCAAGCUGACAGACUUCGGACUGUCUAAGAUGGGUCUGAUGAGCCUGACCACCAAUCUGUACGAGGGGCACAUCGAGAAGGAUGCCAGGGAGUUUCUGGAUAAGCAGGUGUGCGGGACCCCUGAGUACAUUGCCCCCGAGGUGAUCCUGAGACAGGGCUACGGGAAACCAGUGGACUGGUGGGCGAUGGGCAUCAUCCUGUAUGAGUUCCUGGUGGGGUGGCAAAACUCCUUUGGUGACACCCCCGGCUCCUCGCAAACCUUCCAGUAGUCGCCAUUUGGACAGGUCAUCAGCGAUGAGAUCGCCUGGCCGGAGGCUGACGAAGCUCUCCCUCUUGACGCCCAGAACCUCAUCUCCGCUCUGCUCCAGACCAACCCGCUGCUCCGAGUGGGGACCGGUGGUGCUCACGAGGUGAAGCAGCACCCCUUCUUCAAGGACCUGGACUGGAACAGCCUGCUGAGACAGAAAGCAGAGUUCAUUCCUCACCUGGAGUCUGAGGAAGACACCAGCUACUUCGACACACGAUCGGACCGCUAUCAACACAUCAAUUCGUACGAUGAUGACGACACUAACGACGAUGAACCAGUGGAAAUCAAACAGUUCUCUUCCUGCUCUCCCAGAUUCAGCAAGGUGUACAGCAGUAUGGAGCAGCUCUCCCAGCUUGAACACAAGCCCCCCACAGUCACCAAACGGGACCCCAAGAAGCACAGAGAUGACAAAGUGACCAAGCGAGAGAGCCUGGGCAGCUUCGGGGUGCGAGAGAAGCAGUGGAGGACCAGCUCCCCAGAGAUGAAGCGGCUGUCCGCCUCAGAGUCUUCAUUCACAGAGAGCGACUCCAGCCCCCCCCUGGCUGUGCGGCGUCGAUUCUCCGCUCUCAUGGACACGCACCGCUUCGCCUCCCCACUAGAGGGAGACCCUGAGCCGCGGCUCAAACAGACCCAGAGCAAACCCGCCCCAGAGGGAGGGGCUUCCGCCGCCGGCAGCCAAUCGGAGCAGAGACCCCCCACGGAAGGCAAUGGGGCCGCUGGAGUGGUCCCAGGGGACAAGUCCCCGAGGAAUGGAGAGACUCCCCCAGCUCAGAAGGAGGGCCCGAGCCCCUCUGAGCCCUCGGCCGCCCGCGCCACCAACGACCUGGUCCUGCGAAGAGCCAGACACCAGCAGCUCUGCGGAGACUCGGCUGAGAAACGCAGCUCGAGGUCGGGCACCAAGGUCAUCAAGUCGGCUUCCACCACCGCGCUCUCCGUUAUCAUCCCCGCAGUGGAGCAGCAUGGCGGCUCCCCCUUGGCCAGCCCCAUGUCUCCUCGCUCGCUCUCCUCCAACCCCUCGUCCCGGGACUCCUCCCCCAGCCGGGACUACUCUCCGGCAGUCAGCAGCCUGCGCUCCCCCAUCACCAUCCACCGCUCUGGGAAGAAAUACGGCUUCACCCUGAGAGCCAUCCGCGUCUACAUGGGAGACAGCGACGUGUACAGCGUGCACCACAUGGUCUGGCACGUAGAGGAGGGAGGCCCCGCCCAGGAGGCAGGGCUCUGUGCCGGUGACCUCAUCACGCACGUCAACGGAGAGCCCGUCCACGGAUUGGUUCACACAGAGGUCGUGGAGCUCAUUCUAAAGAGUGGGACCAAAGUGACAGUGACGACCACUCCCUUUGAGAACACCUCCAUCAAGAUCGGACCGGCCCGCAAAUCCAGCUACAAAUCCAAGAUGGCGCGGCGCCACAAGAAGACGGUGGCCAAAGAGGGACAAGACAGCACAAAGAAACGGAGCUCUCUGUUCCGGAAGAUCACCAAGCAGUCGAACCUUCUUCACACGAGCCGGAGUCUGUCCUCCCUGAAUCGCUCUCUGUCCUCCAGCGACAGUCUGCCCAGCUCCCCGACUCACAGCCUGUCUGCCAGGUCUCCAACGCAGAGCUAUCGCUCCAGCCCCGACACUGCCUACCUGGGUGCCUCAUCCCAAAGCAGCUCUUCCGCCUCCAGCACCCCAAACUCUCCUGCUGCCUCCCACCACAUGCGCCCCAGCAGCCUGCACGGGCUGUCCCCCAAACUGCACCGGCAGUACCGCUCCGCCCGCUGCAAAUCCGCUGGGAACAUCCCCCUGUCCCCGCUCGCCCACACCCCGUCCCCGACCCAGUCCUCCCCACCGCCUCCGCCCAUCCCGGGACACACUGUCGGAAGCUCCAACACCACCCAGACCUUCCCUGCCAAGCUGCACUCCUCCCCGCCCGUGGUGAGGCCGAGGCCCAAGAGCGCCGAGCCGCCCCGCUCCCCCCUGCUGAAACGGGUGCAGUCCGCGGAGAAGCUGGGCGGCCCGCUGCUCUCCGACAACAAGAAGGUGGUGCUGCGCAAGCACAGCCUGGAGGUGUCCCACUCGGAGUACCGCAAGGAGUCCUUCCACAGCGAGCUGGGGCUGCAGAGCCUGCUGGAGUCGGAGGGGGAGAACGUCGGCCCCUCCUCUUCCUCCUGCGAGAACGGGUCUUUCAAGCAGGCGGCGGUACGAAAGAUCGGCCGCCAGGAGUCUCCGCUCAGCAGGGAUGCUCUUUUGGUGGGAAGAGCCUCGGAAAAGGCUUCGGAAAAGGCUUUGGAAAAGAUUUCGGAAAAGAUUUCAGAAAAGGCUUUGGAAAACGUUUCGGAAAAGGCUUUGGAAAUGUCUGAUGGAAAGACGGGGCAGGAGAGAUGCGGGGAAGCAAGGUCAAGCGCUCCCACAGCUCCCGGCUUAAUUCCUCCCAAAGAAGACGCUAGGCUACCCUCGGCAUCCAAGGAAGCUAAGCCGGGAGAUCCAAAGAAAUCGCAGAGCGGGGAGCUUCCCAAGCUGGACGGAAUGAUGGCUGGACACCCAUCGGAAUGUGGAAGUCCAGGGUCAAGCAAGACAGGAGGGGAUCUUCAAAGAUCUGGGCAGAAAAGCACCCCGUCCUGUACCCCAGUUCUCGGGACGUCCAAGUUAGAGACGGCUAGCAAAGACUGCAGACCCAAGACCCCAGAGAAAGAGCAGGACAGCAGGGAGUCCGAUCCCACGGACAGGAAGCACCAAGAGGUGCAGACUGAGGCCCCCACCUUUAUUGGCGCCAGGAGUCAGGACAAAAGCGUCCGGCUGGAGGCAAAGAAAGAGAGUCCAGAGUCUCCCAAAGGACUCCUUCAGACUGGCGCCACAUUUCAAGGCAAGACUGGACCGAUACCAAUGGUGAUAGAACCGGUGCUGAGAGAAGAGGGGCAGAAGACAAGUUUGGAGCCGAAGACAAGCCCGGUUGUGACGCGUCAAAGCCAGCCGAAGAGACCAGACUCUGUGGUCAAGGAUGCAGCCAUGGCAAACUGUUUCAGAGCUUCGGAGAAGAAGGAGAAAUGGUUCCUGGAAGUGGUGGAAGAACAUACCACUACCAUCUCUUCUCCGAGCAAACCGCGGCCUGUUUCUCCCGGGGAGAAAUCCAGUUUUGUCACCCAGCUGGCAAGCGUGGCCAAGAACGUCCUGUCGCCAAUUAAAACGAGCUCCCCCGGGCCGGAAGGACUCAAGGGAAAAGACAGCCCCAGAUCUGUGGAGGAGAAACGGGGGAGCUUUCCAGGAAAGGCCGAGGCUGCGUCCGGGAGCAGGCUGGUUACCUUAGCGACGCAGCAGGGCCUAGUCGGGGCGGCGCAGCCUGACAAAACCGAAAGCUCCCCUAGAUAUCAUUAGCGUUUCUCACUUUAGCAAGGGAAGAAGUUACAAAUCGAAUGCCUUUUGAAGUUAGAGAACAAUGCAAGGUGUGUGGUAGAAGAGAGACUGUGUUGGGAGAGAAAGUAUCACUUAAAAGAGAUUAAAAAAACAAAGGUG